CAGAAGGGGAGCUCCAGAACUAAUCAAAUUUUUCUUUUCAGGGGCUUUGCUUGUUUUUAGCUAAAACAUACUUGUGUAAAUGAUGAAUUCUCCACCACAUUGACCCCCUGCUGCCAUGCCUCACCCAAAGAUGGCCAGUGUGCAGAUCUAACACCAGUUUUGCAGUUUCAGAACCAACAAAUUACUACCCUGCUAAGGAUGAUACAACAACUACUGGCUGCACAAGCUGCGUUGGAGGCACAACCAAUGAACCAAUCAGCCAAACAAGUGCCGCUGACCAGUAUACCACCACUCCAGCAAUUUAAGGAAUCAGAAUAAGGAUGGCUUGAAUACCUGACUCAGUUCCAAGCACAUUGUAAAGUUCAUCAUGUUCAAGAUUCAUGUCCUCGCGACCUUCACAACUGCCUGCUGGUGCCACCAAGGGACCCCAGGAGGAGUGAAUGGACAAUGCACCCUCACCCCACUGUCCCCACUUGCCGACUUGGUGGACAUGGCCCUGCGAUUGCUGUCACCGUCAUCACCCCAGGACACACCCUCAGGCCUGGAUGUGUGCCCUGGCAGCAGUUUUCUGGAGGAUGUUCCUGUUGCCUGCAAUCCAGAUAGUGGGGUACAGUUGGCAUUAUGCUGCCCUCCAGUCACAUUUUGUGGCUCAUCUCUACAUUCAGUGUCCCGAAUUGCAACUAUAGCAAGAUUACUGAUAUUGUCUGCAAGAGGACUAUUACUGAUGAGCUUGUAUCACAAAACAUGGACUCUUAUCAAGAUAAGUAAAUACUUCAAGUUCAUGUAAAUAAAGAACUGUAUUAAUCCACGUGUGCACUUGUGUUGAAGAAAGACAAUAUUGGCCCCACAUAACAUCAUCUCCCUUGCUUCCUUACAUUAUAAAACUCUUACAAACAAGAGGGAGUCAUUGGAAAAAUGAAAUUUACUAUGUUUGGGCAAUAAAAUAAUGCAGGAGAUUGAAGUAACAGUUGACCAGUGUAGCUUGUUGAACAACAAAAGCCCCAAAAUAUGGAAGAAUCAUGUAGAAGCAAGGUAAUUAAUGUCUGGGAAACAAGAGUGUUGUCAAAUAUGCAAAUAAAUCAGUGAAAGACAAUCAGGAGAAGGUGCUUCAGUGUAGUGAACCAUAAGCAGAGAUUUAUACACAGAUUCAUAAAUAACAAUAAAUCCUUCUAAAUGCAUGGAAAUCAGUACUAGAAAAGAUAUAGGGGCAAGAUGUUGGUUCAUAUAGAUGGUACAGAUAAAUAAAUGAGUGAACUAGCACAUAAGGUUUGAACAAGGCAGACAACAACAGAAACUGACAAAGGAAAGAAGGAAUAGUGGCAAUAAGAGCUAAUACAUUUUAGGGACUUUACC
This is a messenger RNA of Schistocerca gregaria, 1353 nucleotides long. RefSeq lists its product as uncharacterized. The transcript is spliced from 2 exons. Bases 368 to 787 code for a protein of 139 amino acids. NCBI's taxonomy places the organism in Eukaryota, Metazoa, Arthropoda, Insecta, Orthoptera, Acrididae. The record is from RefSeq and is a predicted model, not a curated record.